This is a messenger RNA of Sphenostylis stenocarpa, 159 nucleotides long. The record is from the annotation of a GenBank genome assembly. NCBI's taxonomy places the organism in Eukaryota, Viridiplantae, Streptophyta, Magnoliopsida, Fabales, Fabaceae.
AUGGUUGUUCGGUGGUGGAGAUUGAAAGAGGAGGGGUGUAUAUAUAAAGAAACGGAAGAGGUGACGGGCAUAGUGCAUAGAAGAGGGAAGCAAGCAUGGAUGGUAGGUCAACAUCAAGAAGGCACAACAAAAGAAAGCUCAGUAGUUGGGCCUGCUUAA